This is a messenger RNA of Ornithodoros turicata, 932 nucleotides long. Its product is annotated as keratin-associated protein 4-8-like. The transcript has 8 exons. The record is from RefSeq and is a predicted model, not a curated record. Bases 99 to 932 code for a protein of 277 amino acids. Lineage: Eukaryota; Metazoa; Arthropoda; Arachnida; Ixodida; Argasidae.
CGACAGCCUGGCCUAACAGAAACAACGGUCGUCUGCGAAACUUGUGCUGUCUUCUGCAAGUACGCUGUCGCUGACACAGUGAAGAGCAUCAACCAAUCAUGAAGGUCCUUCUCCUGUUACUCGUCGUCAUUGGAUUGGCAGCAGCUGAUGCCUGGCCUGGGUGGGGACGUAGAAGUGCUGAUCCCGUGGCAGCAGCUCUCUGGCCUGGGUUGGGACGUAGAAGUGCUGAUCCUGCGGAAAUGCAAAGGGUGCAUCCACUGCAAUGCGCGACUCCGAUGUGCGCACGGAACUGCACUCUGGUUACCGGUGACCACGGAUGUCCGGACUGUGAGUGUCCACCGACUCACUGCCCGAGGAAGAAAUGUCCUCCGGGAUGUCACAGAGAAACGGGUAUCCUCCAUGACCGAUGCCCAGAAUGCGUGUGCGAAGCGGAAAUGCAAAGGGUGCAUCCACUGCAAUGCGCGACUCCGAUGUGCGCACGGAACUGCACUCUGGUUACCGGUGACCACGGAUGUCCGGACUGUGAGUGUCCACCGACUCACUGCCCGAGGAAGAAAUGUCCUCCGGGAUGUCACAGAGAAACGGGUAUCCUCCAUGACCGAUGCCCAGAAUGCGUGUGCGAAGCGGAAAUGCAAAGGGUGCAUCCACUGCAAUGCGCGACUCCGAUGUGCGCACGGAACUGCACUCUGGUUACCGGCGACCACGGAUGUCCGGACUGUGAGUGUCCACCGACUCACUGCCCGAGGAAGAAAUGUCCUCCGGGAUGUCACAGAGAAACGGGUAUCCUCCAUGACCGAUGCCCAGAAUGCGUGUGCGAAGCGGAAAUGCAAAGGGUGCAUCCACUGCAAUGCGCGACUCCGAUGUGCGCACGGAACUGCACUCUGGUUACCGGUGACCACGGAUGUCCGGACUGUGAGUGUCCACCGACAUAA